Molecule: messenger RNA, 1768 nt
Organism: Gloeophyllum trabeum ATCC 11539
Lineage: Eukaryota; Fungi; Basidiomycota; Agaricomycetes; Gloeophyllales; Gloeophyllaceae
Exons: 6
Coding region: 1-1647 (548 amino acids)
Biological process (GO): nuclear inner membrane organization
Cellular component (GO): mitotic spindle pole body; nuclear inner membrane; chromosome, centromeric core domain
Source: RefSeq, a predicted model, not a curated record
AUGGCUCCUCUAUUACGGCGACCGACGAGCGUGACAUGCUUCUUCUGCAAUUCAGCCAUAACGCCGCUCCCACAAAACCCGCGGAAUUUCCGCUGCCCGCACUGCACAUGCUGGAACCGAUAUGAUGCGCACGGCGAGAUCAUGUCAGAUGAGCCCGCCAUGCAUGACGAGACGUUGAACAAGAAGUCAUUUUCCAAGAGAGCUUCUCCGAGUAAGGAGCGCUUCCUCAGUGUUUAUACCAAGACACCGUUUUGUCAUGCAUGCACCACAAACCAGAUGCUUCUUACCAACCUCCUGGCCAACUAUUUGCCCCCUGCCAGCUCUCCCGAGUACGAACAUAGACUCCGAAUGCUCCCAGAGUACAAGCAAUCCCUAUACGCGCGCUACCCACCUGUCUGCUCAAACUGUGCUCCGGCAGUUGAAGAGGAAAUCAAGAAUAAGGAAGCCAUGGCUCGGACAAGUGCCCUGGGGGGAUGGCUGAAAGAGAGUAAGGGGAAAGGAAAGCAGAGACAGACGUCUGCUCUCCCGGACGAAGCAGUGAAGAUGAAGAGACAGCUUACCUGGUGGCAGAUCAGAGGAUGCCUCUGGGUGGUCACCCUGUGCUCCGCGAUAGCCGGAAAUCUUGUUGGUGCACUCGGGCAGGGCUUUCCCGCAGGCUUAGAGCCUAUGAAGCCUGCAUUACCUCUGUUAGGACUUCUAUCCCUGCUAUGGACAGCUUGGGAUCCCACAUAUCGGACUGUGCGCACUGCCGAAAGACAAGGACGUUCCGUUCGUGUUCAGGGCAAGCGUCAAUAUAAUGUCCUGCAAAUGACUGCUUAUUUAUUCCGAUUAUUGACUUAUAUAGUGCUUGCGACGUCCUGGUACCGGCCAUCUCUAGAUUACUUACACUUGCGCGAUCCAUCUUCCGCGCGAAGCCGAACGUAUUUCACGGCCAUGCUCAUCCUCGAAGUGACGAUAUUUGUUUGCUCUUUAGCCGUCCUGCGGCUACAUCAGCCAGCUGCCAUUCGUCUAAUCGACACGCAUUCGCAUAAUCGCUCUCUCACCCCGCAACCGCGCCCUGAAUCUCUGCCCUCCCUUCCUCCACACUCAACAGCCCUUGCUCCAGCCCAGCCGCCGGCUGACUCCGACCUCCUCGCCUCCCUUUCACUUUCAUCCAAACCCGUUCUACCCCCACCUCAGCCUGCUCAGAAUCCGGUCUUCGGCUUGCCUUCCCUUAUCAAUAAUGGUCAUAGCGCAAGGCCCUCUACUCCACCACCUCGCGAGCUCGAGGACGAGGACGCAAUGGACUGGACUCCAACCGAUCCCUCAGGUCCUCGUCCUCCACAGAGGAAGAGGCACGCCAACGAUGACGAUGGCAGUUGGCUGAGACCCCAGCGCUUCUUCCCGCCCGAACAGCCUACGGGGCUUGAAAGCUUGUUUCCGCGGAUACAGCUCAUCGAUGAUUCUUCGCAGUCGAUGCGAUACAAUGGCGGGGGAAGACCCGCCCUACCAGCAAGGUAUUGGCGAUGGGCCCUUGCGUUGGCUGCUUUGGCAGUUAUGGCAGGGGUAGGAUACAGAGCGUGGUCUGGCAUGCGCAUGAGAGAGGGGCCCGUUUAUGGCUCACAAGCACGACCGAUCCCUGCGCCGUUCGAGAUGUCUCUCGACUGAUAUGUCUGCAUUGGUCAGGCUCGCAGUGCCUGCUGUAAUGUUGCCGUCUGAUAUUACGACCGUCUUGAUUGGCAGAGCAUAAGCAAUCCCCUGGGCACUCAUCUCGUUGAUUGUAUCGCCG